Molecule: messenger RNA, 4403 nt
Organism: Aphidius gifuensis
Lineage: Eukaryota; Metazoa; Arthropoda; Insecta; Hymenoptera; Braconidae
Product: putative histone-lysine N-methyltransferase 1
Exons: 12
Coding region: 192-4403 (1403 amino acids)
Molecular function (GO): zinc ion binding
Source: RefSeq, a predicted model, not a curated record
AGACAAGUGUUGGAAAGAGCUUGGUAACUGCCGGUUAGUUGCUGCAGUUGAGUCUUCAAGACUUUAUAAAUUUAGUGACCUUGUGACGCUUCAAUCCCAAGGGAUAUGACUAGUGAUCUACUUAAGAUUAAGUGAUAAAAAUAUAAUUCUUUUUUUUUUUUAAAUCUUUUAUUCUUUAGUUAACUGAUCAAAUGAGUGAUAAAAGUAAAACAGCUAAAUGGCAACCAAUAACCAUUUUAAAUCCAUCAACACGUUAUCAGAUGAGUCUUGCUGCUGCUGCUGCUGCUUCUCCUCGGAUUAAAGAGCAACAGCGUAAUCAUAUUUAUCCUAGAGAGUCACAUAUUAGACAAUCAUCAAUGCCACCACAAUUAAAAAAAACAAAUCAAUCAAUUGACGGUGAAUCACAUUAUGAAGUUAUUGAUUUUUCAACAAAUAACAAGUUAAAUACAACUUCAAGUCAACAUUCAACUUCAAGCCGACAUUCAAAUUCAAGUCAACAAAUUUAUCGUGAAAAAAAACUGAAUGAUAAUAUACAAAUAUGUGCACUUUGUGGUAGUCAAAAUCUUUUUUCAAAUUGUCAUGCUUGUAAUCAAAAAUAUUGUAAAAGUUGUGAUAGUAUGAAUCAUAUGCAUCCAAAACGACGUGAUCAUAUUCGUCAAAGAAUUAUUAAUCAAGAUGAGCUAUUUGAUGUUAAACGACUUGAAAGAUCAUCAACAUCUAUGCAACGUUUACCACCAUUACCACCAAAAAAUGAUGGACAAAAUCAACCACCACUUCCACCUCCAAGAAGACGACGUACAUUUAGACAGAAUGAAAGAAUGGCAAGCUGCAAUGACAACAACUCUUCAGGUAUAAAUUUUGAAAAUUUAAAAUUAAAAACUCAUCAAUAUCAACGACCAUUAUCAAUGCAAAAAGAUUUUAUUGAUAAUUCAAUUAUCAUACAAUCAGCAUCUAGUAUUAAACCCAAUGAAACUAGUAUGGAUAAAUUAUCAACUCUUCAGGAUCGUUAUCGUAAAUAUCAAAAUACCAUGAGAACACAAAGUGUCAAUAGAAGAAAAGUUAUAACACCCGAAUUACCACAAAGAAAUAAUAAUUAUCCAAAUGACAACUUAAAAAUGAUGAGAAAUUCAUUUCAACAACCACCACUACCAAUGAAAGGCAACAUGCAAUCAUAUAGUGUUUGUGAUUUAUCAACAAAACAUCGACAAAAUCCACACUCUUAUCAAGGAUCAUCAUCAUCAUCGUACAAACAUUCAUAUGAUCAUGGAAACCCACGAAAUGGAAGAUCUGUAAGCUCAUGGAAUAAUUAUGCAAAUGAUUCAACAUUAAGUUUAAAUAAUGUUGGUUUAUGUUAUCAAAAUGUAAAUCAACAUUCACCAAUGACAAUUUAUAAUUCUGGUACAUCAUCUAGUUGUGAAAGUAUUAAUAAAUGUCAUCAAUGGAAUAGAUCAAUAAAUUCUUUGCAAGAUAGAAGACCAAAAAGAUCAACAAAAUCACAAUCAAGAUCUUAUUAUCAAAAUGAUUCUACAUAUAAUACAAGUUUUGAAGAAACAGAUGAUGAUAGUGGUUUUAAUAAUGUAGAAAAUUUACAAAAAAAUCAUCAUAAUCAUCAUCAUCAACAAAAAUAUUAUCCACGUGGUGGUAGUAGUAGUCGACCAACACCACCAAGAAAACAAAAUCGAAAAUGGAUGUCUGAAGCUCAAAUUAAUAAAAUGCCUGUUGAAAGAGAUGAUGAUUAUGGUGAAACAGAUCAAUGGUCUUGUGUGUCAUAUAAUCAAUCAAAAAAGGGCAGAGAUAAAAAAAUUUCAAAGCAUAUGAGUCCUUGUUCAUCAAGACAUAAAAAUGAAAAAUAUCAUUCAAGACGUGAUAGUUACGUUACUGAAGAUGAUUGUAGUUAUUCUGAUUGUGAAAGUCACUCAUCAAGAUGUGUACGUUCACGUCAAAGUACAAAAACUAAUGAUGGUUACAAAGAAUCAUUGAGAAGCUCUAAUACUAGUCCAAGAUUAGAAAAAAAAAAUGCAAAUUAUAAUCGUGUUGAUGGUGGAGAAAAUAAUUUCAAACGAGGAAGCAUAGAUUUACCAAGAGAUAAUAAAACACAAAUGAGAAAUAGAUCAAGAUCUUUUUCUUGUAAUGCAGAUAAUAAUGAUAUAAAAUAUUCAAAUUUAAAAACAAGUGGCAUAGAAGAGCUAAGAAAUUCAAGCAGAGAACUUAGAGUAUCACAACAACGUGGAUCAACAAAUAUGCUUCAACAAGUAGAAUUAAAUUCUUCAAUUAUACAAAAAAUUAAUAAUGAAAAAAAAUGGAAUUGUGAACAUUGUACAUUUUUAAAUGAAGAAAAAAACAAAAUUUGUAUUAUGUGCUGUAAAACAAAAAAAAGCGCAUUGCCAAAAAUAAAUUCAUUGGAUGAUUUAACAAUUGAUAAAUGUAAAAUUCAAGCUGAUAACAAUAGUGAUUGUUCAGAAAGUUCAAAUAGCAGACAAAGUAUGGACAGUAUUUCAACUAAAAGUCGAGGAUUGAAAAAACAAGAAGCAAGUUUUGAAAAAUCGAUUAAACAAAAAACAAUUGAAACAAAUAAACUGAUUGAAAUUUUAAGACGAGAAGAUGAUAUAGAAAAAUCAGUUGAAACAAAUCAACAGAUCGAAACUUUAAAACAAGAAGAUAUUGAAAAGUCAAUUGAAGAACAAAUAAUUGAAACAAAUCAACAGCAUGAAACUCCAUUGCAAGAAGAAGAUAUUGAACAAUCAAUUAAAACAAAUGAACAGAUUGAAACUUCAUUGCAAGAAGAAGAUAUUGAACAGUCAAUUGAAACAAUUACAAUUGAAACUUCAUUACUAGAAGAAAUUGAUAAGUUGAUUGAAGAAAAAAUUAUUAAAACAAACCAAGAAUUUGAGCCUUUAAUUCAAGAAGACGAUAUUGAAGAAUCAUCUGAAAAUAAAAUAAAAGAAACAAUCAAGCAAGCUCAAACCUUAAUACCAGAAGAUAGUGAAAAAAAAAUUACCGAAGUAAACAAAUUACCGAUCGAAACUUCAAUUUUAACAAAAAAUAUUAAAGAAUUAAUUGAAGAGAAAAAUUUCGAUACAAAAAAACAGUUUCAAACUUCGAUAGUAGAAGCAACUAUUGAAAACUUGGUUGAAAAACAAAAUAUUGAAACAAAAAAAGAGCUUAAAUUUUCAUUUGAAGAGAAAAAAAUUAUAGAAUCAAUUGAAAAAAAAGUUGUCGAAACAAAUCAACAGCCUGAAACUUCAAUACUAAGAGAAGAUAUUGUAGAAUUAAUUGACAAAAGAAUUAUCGAAACAAAUCAACAGCCCGAAACUUCAAUACAAGAAGAAAAUAUUAAAGAAUUGUUAAUUGAAAUAAAAAAUGUCAAACCAAACGAGCAGCUUCCAACUUUAAUACAAAAUGAUAUUGAAAGUUUAAUUGGAGAAAAAAAAAUUACCCAAACAAACAAACAAAUUGAGACUUCAAUGCUAGAAGAAAAUAUUGAAAACAAAAUAAUAAUCAAUAAAGGAAAGCUUCAAAUUUCAACUUCAAUACCAAGCAAUAGUAAUCAAGAAAAAACUUUGGAAAAAAACGUGUCGAUUAAUCCACCACAAAUUGAAGAAACUCUUAUCUUUGAUCAAGGAACCGUUUUGAAUCCACAGGACAUUACAAUUCAGAGUGUCAAAAUGAUAGAAAAAGAUAAUCAUCAUUCGUCUAACAUUGUGCAAGAUGUAGAACCAACAAUUACAACACUCCAAAAUAUUUUACCUAUUGAAAAACAAAAAAAUCAAAUAAAACCAUUUCUUUCACGAAUAUGGUCGUUACCAGACGGCAUAGAAAAUAAACAAGAAGAUACUUUAGAUGAAAAAUCAACUGUCAAUGAAACUAAAAAUAUUGUCAAAGACAUUACAUAUAAACAAAGACAAUCAAUUAUUCCUCAAAAAUUAAUUGACUCACAUUAUGUACUCGAGUCUCAAUUGAACGAGUUAACGAACGAAAAAUUCUCAGCAAGAAAAACACUUAUUUUUAAUAAUCACAAUGAAAAUUUUCAUUCUCAAAAAUUACUUUCUCAUCAACAACAAGUAAUGAGUAUUAAAAAUAUUCUCUCCACUGUUCAAUUUACGGAUUUUAUAAUAACAGAUGAUAAUUCAUCAUUGAAAUCUUCAUUGAAAUCUAAUAUUCAUAAAGAAACAACAACAGUACCAAGUAUCAAAGAUGAAUUACUUAUUGUUGAAGAAAUAAAAGAAGAAACUUCAAUUACAAAUGCUCCACAAAAUAGCCAAAAUAUAAAUAAAUUUUUACCAAUUAAAGCAUCUUCUUCAACAGCUAAAAAAACGACAAUUAAUUCAAAUAAAAAAGGAGAAUUUAAUAAGCUAAAAAAUAAUAGAAAAAUUCCAGUUAGAACAAAUCAAACAAUUUAUUGA